Messenger RNA from Gaeumannomyces tritici R3-111a-1, 734 nucleotides. RefSeq lists its product as hypothetical. Bases 120 to 536 code for a protein of 138 amino acids. Gene Ontology annotation, cellular component: membrane. The record is from RefSeq and is a predicted model, not a curated record. Lineage: Eukaryota; Fungi; Ascomycota; Sordariomycetes; Magnaporthales; Magnaporthaceae. The transcript is spliced from 7 exons. Gene Ontology annotation, biological process: mitochondrial respiratory chain complex I assembly; response to oxidative stress.
GCUCCACCAAACGUGAUUCCGCGGCUGCGUCACUUGGGUCAACUUCAAUUCGGCUUUUCCAAACCACCAUCGAGGCCUUGCUGUUGAAUGACGGUCCAUUGGCCACGCGACCGCCCACCAUGUCGACCAUCACGAGGACUCUCGGCUAUCUGCGCCGCAUCGGGUUCAAGGAAUACUGGCACCAACUGAACUACAUCGGCGACACCAAGGCCGGCACCCUAAUCGGCACCGACAGGUUCGGUAACAAGUUCUACGAGAACAUGGAGGAGGAGCUGCCCCUUCGGACUAGAUGGGUCAACUACAAGGCCCACGACUUUGAUCCCGGCAGCAUCGAGCCGCACUGGCACGCCUGGAUCUCGUACUCGGUGGACACACCGCCAAUCAAAGACCCGCUGUUCAAGCAAGCUGCCGACAGGCCCUGGGCGAGCUCCAAACCCAUUCUAAACUACACUGCCACUCGGGGCGCCUUCAAAACGUACAGCACCACCCAGCCGAAGCUCACGGCUUGGGAGCCCAAGGUUGCGGCCAGGGCCUAAAAUGCUAGUUAGAAUUAAGGUGUCUGUACAUACAAGGGAGAUGCACAAGCAUAGAGAAACGAGUAACUCAUCAGUCUGUCAUAUGACAAUGGCGGCGCCUCACGUGAUUAUAAGCAUGGCCCCUGUUCAGGGGUAUAGGGUGAGAGAAUGAGACAGGGACCCUUUUACCAGUGUAUGUGUAUUUAAUCUCUGCCAAGA